GAUAGAGAGAGAGUGGUGGUGGUGGUGUGAUAAUUGAAGGUGGAAGAGACAGGAAAGAUGGUAGUUUAUAUAAGGUUAUGUGAAUCUGAACAUGGUAAUUAGCAGGCUCAUUGCUGAGCUUGGGAAGAGGAACACAACACGUCUUUUGCAUAUGAUCGUGUUCCUCUGCUAGCUAUGUUAGAUGAGUACAGUAUGCUUACUGCUUAGGCAAGAACGAGAAUAUGAGAAACGGAGGCUGAGGGAACAAAAGAAAGUUCAAGAACAGCCACACGUGGAGCAAGACACUGCCUUCAGCACCAGGCCAAGCCCUGCGAGACCGGUGAGUGCAAAGAAACCGGUGGGGGCACGAGCUAGCAACGGAGGAGCCAAUGGAAGGCCAAACCGGCGUCUGUCUUUGAAUGCAAACCAGAACGGAAGCAGGUCUGUUGCAAAGGAAGGAGGGAGAAUUGGUGUAUUAUAGGAUGACGGGAAUUUUAUUUUUGAGCUUGAUGUUGGAAUGAAAAAUGGCUGCAUUGACCUUGGUUUUGAGGACCAACCAGACACUGUCACAUUCUCUGAAGGUUAUCAAGAUAUCAGUAGGAGUGGCAUCAAACAGGAGGGCUGUGAAUCUGGAGUUUGGCACUAUAAUAUAAGGAUGCGGCCAAAUGUGACAGCGCCACCAUGAUCAUGAGUCUCAAGGCCACUAUUCAGUCCUCUUGGCCUGUUUUAGAAGCAGCACGGGCUCGAAUGGUCUGAUUGACCAGUUAAAUCUUUGCAGAGUGCUUUCUUUGUUUGGACAACUCCAUCUCCCUUCUCUGCAGAGUCAAAGAGUAAUAACAUUGAUUGUAGGGAAGGAGACAAAGUGGAGAAUCUGAAGAGUUGGUAAACGUACUUGCAUAACCUGUUCAUAGAUGAGACGAAGCUCAAGACCAAUAAAGAAUCCACCAUCCGCUGUGUUUUGUGCUUCCAGAUGUGGUUUAACCGCAACUCUAAAUCUCUCAAACCCAGAGCUGUCGUUGAAGAACAAAGCGGUGAGGGCCGUUUGAUUUCGCGGUUAUCUCUGCCAUUGACGCUUGCGAUUAUAUAUAGGGUAUCAAGCCGGGGGAAUCGAGUAAGUUUCAUCCGUUGGGUUGAUGUAGUUAAGGUUGAUGCUUUAUGACUGAAUGUGGUGGGAGAGAGACCUUAAAGUGGUGAAUCUAUGCAACUUGGUUUGGGGUUAGGGGUGAAAGAUUAAUUGGGCUGAGGCUGCCGUGAGAUGGGCUUCGAGUAAGUUAAUUGAAGUUGUUGCUCUUGAUUCAGAUGUUCCUUGGUAGUUACGUGGGUUGGUGUUUGAACAAGAAAAGUAACAUAUGCCACACACAACAAAACUGUCUAUGUGAUGUGUAUAUAAGGCAUAAGUGUAUGUAUAUUACAGGAAUAAAGUGGAAACUCAGUGAUAUGUUUUUUUUUUCCAAAUAGAUUAGGGGUCUGGAUGUACAUUUUUGUGUUAUCAACUUUUAUGUACAUAUACUAAUGGCAUUUUCAUAUA
Messenger RNA from Brassica rapa (field mustard), 1507 nucleotides. Its product is annotated as 65-kDa microtubule-associated protein 1. The record is from RefSeq and is a predicted model, not a curated record. Lineage: Eukaryota; Viridiplantae; Streptophyta; Magnoliopsida; Brassicales; Brassicaceae.